Messenger RNA from Camellia sinensis, 2025 nucleotides. Lineage: Eukaryota; Viridiplantae; Streptophyta; Magnoliopsida; Ericales; Theaceae. The record is from RefSeq and is a predicted model, not a curated record.
AUGAAGAUAUUAUCUUGGAACGUGCGAGGUUUGGGAAGACCAGAAAAGAGGGGAAAGAUAAAGAGAUUGGUGAGGGAGAGAGGGGUUGAUGUGCUCUUUCUCCAGGAGACUAAGAGAAGAAUUAUGGAGGAUCAUUUUGUGAAAUCAAUUUGGCCCUAUGAAGAAAUGGACUAUAUGGUGGUGGAUUCUGUGGGAAGUGCUGGAGGUCUACUGUCUAUAUGGAGGCCACAAAUCUUUGAGCUUAAGAGUUGUUACAGUGGUAAAAACUUCAUCAUUUUAUCAGGUACCUCUAGUCCUUCUUUUCAGUGUUCCCUUGUAAAUAUCUAUGCUCCUAAUGAGGUUCUUGGGAGGAGGCAGUUAUGGAAAUCACUUGCGGGUAUUCAUCAUCAUUUUCCAAAUCCGUGGUGUGUGGGAGGGGAUUUUAAUGAAAUUAGAUUUAUAGGGGAAAGGAAAGGUUGCUUAUCCAGAGAUAGAGGGAUGAAGGAUUUUAAUGAAUUUGUGGAAAAAUUGGAACUAACUGAUAUGCCUAUGCUUGGGAGGCAGUAUACUUGGUGUAAUGCCAUGGAGGGAAACAGGUGGAAUCACUGCCCCAUUUUGAUACAGGAAGAUGGCAGGGAUUGGGGACCAAAGCCUUUUAAAUUUAUCAAUGCCUGGUUAUCUCAUCCAUCCUUCAUAUCAGAGGUAAAGAAGAGGUGGGAGGAAGCUCAAGUUCAAGGGUGGGCAGGGUUUAGAGUGAUAAGAAAACUAAACCUGCUUAGGAGCCACUUAAGGAUGUGGAACAAGGUUAUGUUUGGUAAUAUUGAUACUCAGUUACAGAAGGCAGAGGAGGAGCUUCAUGAAUGGGAUUUGAAGGCAGAGUCUAGAUCUCUAGAGGAAGUGGAACUGAUGAGAAGAAGAGAAGUAAGGAGCCAGGUGUGGCAGCUGGGUAGAAGCAAGGAGAGGCUAUGGCACCAAAAGUCUAGGCAGAUGUGGGCUCAGUCUGGUGAUAAAAACACUAGGUACUUUCACAUUAUGGAUAGCAGAAGGCAGAUGAAGAAUUUGUUUGACUCUGUUGUGGUGGAGGGUAGGAGAGUGGAGGAUCCGGUUCAGAUCAAGCAGGAAGUGGUUAGGCAUUUCAGUCAACUAUUCUCUGAGGAUUGGAAGCUAAGGCCAAAACUUCUUGGCCCUUUUGCUGUUAUUAGCCCUGCGGAUGCUGGUAUUUUGGAAGCUGCUUUCUCAGAAGAUGAGGUUAAUCCCAUAGGCUUGGAGGAUUAUAGACCUAUCAGUUUGGUGAGCUCGGUCUAUAAAAUUUUGGCUAAAGUGCUCUCGAGGAGGCUUAAGAGAGUGUUGCCAGUAGUGAUCAACGAGGUUCAGUCCGCCUUUGUGUGUGGGAGGCAAAUCCUAGAUAGUGUGCUAAUAGCUAAUGAAGUUGUUGAUGCUUGGAAAAGAUCGAAGAAGAAAGGCAUUAUCCUAAAAUUGGACUUUGAAAAAGCUUAUGACUCACUCAAUUGGGAGUUUCUGUGGUCGAUGAUGAAUAAUCUGGGUUUCGGAGAGAAAUGGUUAGUUUGGAUGAGGAGUUGCAUUGCUACAGCCAGGGUUUCAGUGUUGGUUAAUGGCUCUCCUACAGAGGAAUUCCAGCCUCAGAAGGGGCUAAGGCAGGGCAACCCCCUAUCACCUUUUUUGUUUAUAAUUGCAGCGGAAGCUCUUAACCUCUUACUAGCAAGGGCGGUAGAGAAGGGCUUGUUUAGAGGAGCCUCUGUGGGAGGUAAUGAUUUGCGUAUUUCUCACCUCCAGUUCGCAGACGAUACUAUAGUGUUUUGUGAAGGUGAUCACGAGGAGGUGCUUAAUAUUAAGAGGGUGUUGAGGUGUUUUGAAGUGAUGUCUGGAUUAAAAAUAAAUUAUCACAAAAGCGCUAUAUGCGGAGUGGGCUUCCAAGAAGAUGAAAUUUCGGGUUUAGCUCUAAGAUUGAAUUGCCAAUGGAAGAACUUACCUUUCAACUUUUUAGGUUUGCCUCUAGGGGAUAACCCAAAGAGGAAGAGCACCUAG